GAGGAGAAUGAAUCUGCAUAUAGUACUGAUUUGGGUUCUGACAUGCCUGAUGUUUUAGAUUGGAUUGAUGUUGAAUCUUUUGUGACCAUUCUAAAACAUUUUUAUGAAAUGACACUAAGAAUUUCAGGCUCACUAUAUGUUACUUCCAAUACCUUUUUUUCUGAAAUUUCUGACUUGUUCCUUGUCCUCAAAGAUAUGGUUGCCUCUCCAACUGCUUCUGUCAGUGCCAUGGGGAGUACUAUGAAAUCCAAACUAGACAAGUACUGGGGUGAUCCUGAAAAGAUGAACUAUCUAAUCUUCUAUGCUAAUGUAUUAGAUCCUAGGGACAAGUUUGAGUAUAUGCCAUUUCAGCUAAAUGCUUUAUAUGGUGAUAAAAAAGGUGCUGCUUUUUUUCUAAAAGUGAAGUCAGGUCUAACUGAGUUAUUUGUUGAUUAUGUUUCAAGUUACCCUGACUGUGUUGGUGGAAGUUCUAAUACAACUUUUACUUCUGGAGCAUCUAUGGAGUGUGGUAAUUCUGAAAAUAGGCUUGUGUCCAGGUUUAAGGCUGAUCUUAAAAAGAAGAAGCUUGAGAGUGGUCAGGUAGGAGUUAAAAAAUCUGAACUUGAUAUAUAUUUAGCUGAGUCCAUAAUUGAGGAAGAUGGGGACUUUGAUAUUCUAAGAUGGUGGAAGUUAAAUAGUGAAAGGUUUCCUAUACUUUCCAAGAUGGCUAGGGAUGUACUUGGUGUUCCCAUUUCCACAGUUGCUUCUGAGUCCACUUUCAGUACAAGUAGUAGAGUUUUGGACUGUUUUAGAAGUUCAUUAAGUUGUAAAAUUGUGGAAGCCCUUAUUUGUGCACAAGAUUGGUUGAGAUUGGCUCACCGGCCUAUCUCAAUUGAAGAAAACAUUGAUGAAGUAGAGAGACUGGAAAAAGAAAUAAUGGAUGGAAAUGUUGGUGGUGGAACUGCUGCUCCUACUGGAUCCUCUAUUGUGCCAUUAAGUGUACAUUUUCUAUAUUUUUAUAGGGUUUAGGGUUGGCAUUGCUCUUUCAGUUCAUAACAAGCAUUCUGACUUCUGAGCUAUAUGACAUGUUUGGUUUUUGCCAUUAUUUGGUUGUUUGGCUAUGAUGAAGCUUCCACUCAUUACUGCAUUUAGGGUUGGUGUUGCUCUUUCAGUUCAUAAAAUGGUAAGUUGUAACUGAAAUUGUAGCAGAUGCCCCCUAUUUCCCCUUAUGAAUGAUAAAAAGCAUUCUGAGCUCUGAACAUUAGUACAUCAGUAACUGAUUAUGUGCAUUCUGAGUUGUAUGUGUAUGUGCAUUCUAACUUCUGAGCUCUCUGAUUAUGUAUAAUGUAUUAUGAGUAUGUAUAAUGUGUAUAGGUUUGAAUGUUUGAAUGUGUAUGCACAUGAGUACAUGACUCUCUGAUUUGGCAUUAUGUGGUUGUUUUUCCAUGUGCAUUCUGACUUCUGAGCUCUCUGAUUAUGUAUAAUGUAUUAUGAGUAUGAUUAUGUCAUUCUGGAAAGCAUUCUGGCAACUGUGAACUGUCCCUGGACUCUUGUCCCUUGCUCUGACUUGUUCAGGUUUUGUGUAAGUAACUCAUAAUCCC
Cuscuta europaea is the source of this 1580-nucleotide messenger RNA. The record is from the annotation of a GenBank genome assembly. Lineage: Eukaryota; Viridiplantae; Streptophyta; Magnoliopsida; Solanales; Convolvulaceae.